Molecule: messenger RNA, 1482 nt
Organism: Microplitis mediator
Lineage: Eukaryota; Metazoa; Arthropoda; Insecta; Hymenoptera; Braconidae
Gene: und
Product: methionine aminopeptidase 2
Exons: 4
Coding region: 73-1482 (469 amino acids)
Biological process (GO): proteolysis
Molecular function (GO): metalloaminopeptidase activity
Source: RefSeq, a predicted model, not a curated record
UGUCUUUUUAACAGCAGCAACAUCGAGUAGAACGAGACGAGGAGCCGAGAUACGCAGUGAAUAUUUUAAAAAAUGGCUGCGGUCCUAGAUGAAGUCGGCAAGCCCACUAUUAAAUUAGUUGACGAAGAACCAGAAGAUAUUGUUGAUGAUGAAGAUGAGAGCAGUCCUGUCGAUGCUGCUAAAAAAAAGAAGAAAAAGAAAAAGAAGAAGAAACCUUCUGGAGAUACUGCUGCAGUAGACGGAGCGAACGAUAAGAAGGAGGACGAUAAUGAAGAUGCUGAUGCUCCAGGGAACGCGGAAAAUGAAAUAGAGACAGAAGAUGUAAAGAAGAAGAAGAAAAAACGUAAACCACGUGGUAAAGGCGCCAAACAACAGACAGAUCCACCGAGUAUACCAAUUGGGGAUCUGUAUCCAGAUGGUAAUUUCCCAGUAGGACAGAUAAUGGACCACCCUUCGGCAGCAGGAAUAGAUGACAGGACAGCUAAAGACAGAUUUUCAAGCGAAGAAGCUCGUGCACUUGACAGAAUGCACAAUGACAUUUACAACGAGGCGAGACAGGCUGCCGAGGCACAUCGACAGACGCGUAAGCACAUUAUGAAGUGGGUUAAACCCGGGAUGACGAUGAUAGAAAUUUGUAAUGAGCUUGAAAACACUGCGAGAAAAUUAAUCGGCGAAGACGGUCUGAAAGCCGGGCUAGCAUUCCCGACAGGUUGCUCGCGAAAUCACUGCGCGGCUCAUUAUACACCAAAUGCUGGUGAUCCAACGGUACUCGAGUACGACGACGUGACUAAAAUUGAUUUCGGUACCCACAUAAACGGCAGAAUAAUCGACUGCGCUUUUACUUUGUCAUUUAAUCCAAAGUAUGAUAAGCUCAUUGAAGCUGUACGUGAUGCAACAAAUACGGGAAUAAAAGCUGCUGGUAUUGAUGUACAGUUGUGUGAUGUCGGUGCCGCUAUACAGGAAGUCAUGGAGUCAUAUGAGGUCGAAAUUGAUGGUAAAACUUAUCAAGUUAAAUCAAUUAGAAAUUUAAACGGUCAUUCUAUUGCGCCUUAUCGUAUUCAUGCCGGAAAAACUGUACCGAUUGUACGCGGAGGUGAGGCCACACGUAUGGAGGAAAACGAAUUUUAUGCCAUUGAAACUUUUGGAUCUACUGGUAGGGGUAUUGUACAUGAUGAUGCUGAUUGUUCCCAUUAUAUGAAGAGCUUCGAGGCCGGUUUUGUGCCAUUGAGACUGCAGAGCAGUAAAUCACUUCUAAAUACCAUCAACAAAAAUUUCAGUACUCUGGCAUUCUGCAAACGUUGGCUAGAUCGUGUUGGCUGCACUAAGUAUCAAAUGGCAUUGAAAGAUCUCUGCGAUAAAGGGGCCGUCGAGGCUUAUCCACCGCUGGUUGACAUCAAGGGCUGCUAUACCGCCCAGUUUGAACAUACCCUAGUAUUACGUCCCACUUGUAAAGAAGUUAUUUCACGUGGCGACGACUACUGA